Molecule: messenger RNA, 2643 nt
Organism: Closterium sp. Yama58-4
Lineage: Eukaryota; Viridiplantae; Streptophyta; Zygnematophyceae; Desmidiales; Closteriaceae
Source: the annotation of a GenBank genome assembly
AUGUUCGCCACAUCCCCCCCCAUUCCUACCAUCAUCCCACCAGCAUCACGCACACCCGUUGACGCCACAUGCGUGCAGGUGGCAGGAGCGCUGGAUGCUCUGUGUUUGUACGAGGGGCCGCUGGGGGCGCACGUUGAGAAGGGGGAGUCUGGUGGCUCUGUGAGCAUUCACGUGUGGGCGCCCACUGCUCAGGUGCGCUGGGGUGCAGCGGUGUGGACCCAACCCAUGAAUCAGGCAGUUCAGAAGUUUCUUCCCUUCUCCCCCUCACCUGCUCCCCUCACCUGCUCCCCUCACCUGCUCUCCUCCUCCCUCCCUUACCCGCUCUCCCUGCAGGAGGUCACUCUACUUGUGUUCGACCAUCCCCACGCAUUCCCCCCCCUGGCUCGCAAGCCCAUGCAUGCUUCACACCCCUCCUGUGCACCUCCUCACCUGCUCUUCUCUCCUGAUUUCCUCUCCUGCUCGCCUCCCCUUUUUUCCUUCUCACUGCUCUCCCUUGAGGAGGUAACACUGCUGUUGUUUGACCAGCCCCAUACAUGGCCCCCCCGUGACUCGCAAGCCCAUGGAGAGGAGCAGAUCUUCACGCCCCUCCCAUACACCUCCUCGCCUGCUCUUCUCACCUGCUCUCUUCUCGCUCUCCUGCAACCCCUCUCCCCGCAGGAGGUAACUCUACUGCUGUUCGACCAGCCCCACGCAUCCCCCCCAGUAUCUCGCCAGCGCAUGGAGAGGGGCAGCGAGGGGCAGUGGAGUGCGCAGGGCCCCAUGGCAUGGCAGGGCAUGUACUAUCAGUAUGAGAUCCGGGUCUUCCAUCCUGCCACCAAUAGAAUCGAGACAUGUGUCACCACCGACCCUUACUCCCGCGGUCUCUCAGCCAAUGGAGAGCGCUCAUUGGUGGUUGACCUGAGUGAUGCCGCGUUGGCACCACCUGAUUGGUCCACCUUGCAUCAGCAGAAGCCACCUCUGCAAUCGUUUUCAGACGUGUCCAUCUACGAGCUGCACAUCCGUGACUUCAGGUAUGACCCGGUGCACUGGGGUGUGCCGGAUGGCAGCUAUGCCACCCAUGCUGAUGGCGCUGCCCGCACGCUCGAGUUCCGCUCCAUGGUGCAGGCAGUGAACGGCAUGGGGCUGAGGGUGGUGCUCGACGUGGUCUACAACCACCUCUACGCCAGUGGCCCGCACAGCCCCUUUUCUGUCCUCGAUAAGGUGGUACCUGGGUACUAUGUCCGGAGGGACAUGGAGGGGCGGGUGGAGAGCAGUGCGUGUUGCAACAACACGGCGAGCGAGCAUGCCAUGGUGGAGCGGCUUAUAGUGGACGAUGUGGUCAUGUGGGCCACACAGUACAAGGUGGAUGGGUUCCGGUUUGACCUCAUGGGGCACCUCAUGAAGCAUACCAUGGUGAUGAUUUACGCACUGCUAAAUCAAUAUCUUUCUCUUCACACCCAUUAUGUCUUGUCUUCUCCUUACCUUGUCUCCCUGCCUCGUCUCCCUGCCUCGUCUCCCUGUCUCCCUCGUCUCCCUGCCCCGUCUCCCUGCCCCGUCUCCCUGCCCCGUCUCCCUGCCCCGUCUCCCUGCCCCGUCUCCCUGCCCCGUCUCCCUGCCCCGUCUCCCUGCCCCGUCUCCCUGCCCCGUCUCCCUGCCCCGUCUCCCUGCCCCGUCUCCCUGCCCCGUCUCCCUGCCCCGUCUCCCUGCCCCGUCUCCCUGCCCCGUCUCCCUGCCCCGUCUCCCUGCCCCGUCUCCCUGCCCCGUCUCCCUGCCCCGUCUCCCUGCCCCGUCUCCCUGCCCCGUCUCCCUGCCCCGUCUCCCUGCCCCGUCUCCCUGCCCCGUCUCCCUGCCCCGUCUCCCUGCCCCGUCUCCCUGCCCCGUCUCCCUGCCCCGUCUCCCUGCCCCGUCUCCCUGCCCCGUCUCCCUGCCCCGUCUCCCUGCCCCGUCUCCCUGCCCCGUCUCCCUGCCCCGUCUCCCUGCCCCGUCUCCCUGCCCCGUCUCCCUGCCCCGUCUCCCUGCCCCGUCUCCCUGCCCCGUCUCCCUGCCCCGUCUCCCUGCCCCGUCUCCCUGCCCCGUCUCCCUGCCCCGUCUCCCUGCCCCGUCUCCCUGCCCCGUCUCCCUGCCCCGUCUCCCUGCCCCGUCUCCCUGCCCCGUCUCCCUGCCCCGUCUCCCUGCCCCGUCUCCCUGCCCCGUCUCCCUGCCCCGUCUCCCUGCCCCGUCUCCCUGCCCCGUCUCCCUGCCCCGUCUCCCUGCCCCGUCUCCCUGCCCCGUCUCCCUGCCCCGUCUCCCUGCCCCGUCUCCCUGCCCCGUCUCCCUGCCCCGUCUCCCUGCCCCGUCUCCCUGCCCCGUCUCCCUGCCCCGUCUCCCUGCCCCGUCUCCCUGCCCCGUCUCCCUGCCCCGUCUCCCUGCCCCGUCUCCCUGCCCCGUCUCCCUGCCCCGUCUCCCUGCCCCGUCUCCCUGCCCCGUCUCCCUGCCCCGUCUCCCUGCCCCGUCUCCCUGCCCCGUCUCCCUGCCCCGUCUCCCUGCCCCGUCUCCCUGCCCCGUCUCCCUGCCUCGUCUCCCUACCUCUUCUUAUUGCCUCACCCUCAGAUGCACAUCCGAUCGGCACUUGACGCACUCACCAUCAAGGAGCAUGGGGUGAACGGCAAGGCCAUUUACUUGUGA